This is a messenger RNA of Microbotryum saponariae, 1319 nucleotides long. Lineage: Eukaryota; Fungi; Basidiomycota; Microbotryomycetes; Microbotryales; Microbotryaceae. The record is from the annotation of a GenBank genome assembly.
AUGAGCAUAGCAUUGUGCUAGCACACCAUACCGCUUGCUUCUUUCAGGGAGCUUUUUCUAAGAUUGUCGGAAUUAACGCACCGCGGCGCGGGGCGGCGACCAGUCCCUGAACCGCCCUCUGUAAAGUCACACUCACACAACUAUGGCCCGAGGAUAGGCAGUACCUCCUACUUAGCCGCAAGGGAAGAAACACCGCAAGACAAGGCUAGAAACUUUAACGGCAAAUCCCCGUUUCAUUCAAGAGCCAGCCGCGCGUCCCGAAGACACUUCAGGAUCCUUGUCGGCGGCCUCUGCUCCGAAGUCAUUGACGCCGUCGCCUGCGCGUGAGGCGGACUUCUUUGGCUGACGAGCCCCGCAUCUACGAAGUCGAACCUCUACAGGAGUACGAACUAGUAUCUCAACUGCGUGUUCCUGGCUGGGAGCAGAUUCCAGCUUUAUGGCCUGCUCCCAUCCCUGAGGCGGGUCGGGCUUUACGGCCUGCUCUCACUCCCGAGCCUGGUGUGGCUUUACCGCCAGCGCUGCCUUCACUUCCUCGUUUUCAACGUGCGGACGAUGGCGAGGUUGCUCCUAUUCCUUUACGAGCUGUCGGCCCGUUGGCCGAAGGGGUUGAAGACGAAAGAGGACCUAUCGAUCAUCGACACGAGGAGGCUGUUGAGGCUAUCGACAGUUACAAAGACGACGACCCUGCGGAGCGUGAUCCACCUCUACCUCCUGACGCUGGUCACGAGUACCGGCCUUAUCGUGUCGGUCGCAAUCCGGGUCUGCUCGAGAACAUUAACGAGGGCAACAUUCUACCGGUUCGCACGCGUACUCAGCGUCGCGUCGCCGCCCUCAGUAUUGUGUCCACGCGCAAGGUCCUUCGUCGUGAACCAGAGCUCAUCGCGUCGGUUUCCACUCGUCACCCACCGCUUCCCAAGACCUUCAGAGAUGCGAUGGCUUCGCCCGAGGCCGAGUCCUGGUGCGCUGCGUCGGUCAAGGAACUCAACUCCAUGGGCUUGCACAAGGUCUUCAAGCUUUCGAGGCCACCUACCGGGGCUCGUGCCCAGGGCUAUCGUUGGGUGUUUACUCGGAAGGAAGACGCCGAAGGCAACAUCAUCAGCUACAAGGCUCGGCUAGUCGUCCAAGGCUUUGCUCCACGACUGGGGCUCGACUACAACAAGACCUUUGCUCCUGUCUCGUCGAUCACGACGAUCUUUGUUCGUCGUCGGCCUUUCUGCCGCUCGUGGACUGAUUCUCGAACAGUGGUCCUGACUUCUCGGCGUCGCUACCUCUCUCCUAUCGGAAGUCUAUCUUCCGCGCUCGCAUGUUUUCUGCGAUAG